GGGACAUUCAGCUAUUGUGCGUGUUGGGGAGGGAACUCGAAAGUCUCAGCGUUGUUAUACUUCAAUGAAAGGACUCGGAAGUAAACAGUCUUUAACGGAUUUGUUUUAUUUAACCUUUAUGAUUUUACGAAUAUGACGUUUUCCUUUUGAUGCGAACUUGCGAAAUUGUGACUGAAAUUAUGAUCUAGUUGGCAAAGCGUGGCUCUUCACGCGUGGCUCUUCACAUGAGAUAAAGGUAAACAUUAACACAUGGUGAAUGUUACGAACUACUGAAGCAAGAAUUGUUCUCUCAUCAGCUUCGUGACAGAAGACCGACUGCAGUCCUUCUGCCUCCCUAUUCCAACUCUUUGACCCUUCCACCUCUCGCCAUGGAAGCCAGAGGAAAGUACGAGUUUAAUGCUACGGCAGAGGAUGAGCUGAGCUUCCGAAAGGGAGACAUCCUGAAAAUUCUAGGUAGUCAAGAUGAGUGGUUUAAGGCAGAGCUGCAUGGACAGGAAGGCUUUGUGCCCCAAAACUACAUUGAGAGACAAACCCCAAGCUGGUUCAAGGAAACGGCAAGCCGCAGCUCUGCUGAGGAGCUCCUGAUGUCUAGGGAGGUGGGGGGAUUCCUGAUCCGUGGCAGUCAGAGCUCCCCUGGAGAAUUCUCCAUCUCUGUCAGACAUGAGUUUGACGUGCAGCAUUUCAAAGUGAUGAAGGACAGCAAAGGCCACUACUUCCUGUGGUCAGAGAAGUUCAUUUCCCUCAACAAGCUGGUGGACUUCUACAAGAACACCUCCAUCUCCAAGCAACGGGACAUCUACCUUAGAGACGGUAGCCGGGAUGACCAGAGCCCAUCCGCACCCCAACCGUUGAAGAGAGGGAGUCUACCUGAGGAGAGGAGCUAUGGGGCCCCUACUGCAGCCACGUCACACCGCAGGGCCUCAGACCUUCCUCACAGUCAGCAGAGCAAGAGACCUGGGAUGGAGGAGAGGGCUCACACCAUAGGCACCCCUGGUAGAAACACCCCCCUAAACUCUCUCCCAGCACCCCAAAGGACAUCUGAAACCAUGCCUCAUCCACAGAGGGCAGUCAUACAGGUGAAAGCAGUGUACGACUUCACAGCGGAGGAAGGGGACGAGCUAGGCUUCCUUGCAGGUGAUGUCAUUGACAUUUUGGAUCACUCCGAUCCAUCGUGGUGGCAAGGAAGAUUGCGGGGUAAAAGUGGUCUGUUCCCUGCUAACUAUACCACACCAUUAUGAGGAAAGCUUAGAGAGAGAGAAGUCGCUCUUUGGACAUCUCCAAUCAUAUGGACUGUGAUGAUAAGAGUCGGCCAACACACAGAAACUUCAGCAGCCCAAACUGCAGGACUAAAAAGAAAUUGGUUCACAUAUGAUUUCUGAUAACAUAUGCUCACACAUUUAUUUUUAUUUUAAAGCUGGUGCUCAGCCUGAUACAAUUGACAUACCUAAAUGACACUGAUUUAUAAGCAGAGGCGGACUUACCAUUAGGCAGAAGAGACAAUUGCCUCAAGCCUCACAUCAUCAAGGUGCCUUAUGAACUGGGCAUAAUAAUAAAAUACUAGUAAUCUUAUUUUUUCCCCAAUAAUGUCUCUGCAUGAGACCCCACAACUGGUUUAUAAUAAUGGACUAUUCCACCUUGACAGAGUUCCCGUGCAUUGUUUCACACGAUAUGAUUGCAACUUUGACUUUCAUUGUAAUUAAGCUGUAUCAAUGAGGUGCUUUCACAGCGGGGCAGAGAAAUGUGCAAUUAACGCAACCAGUGAAAAUAAAAAGAAAGAAAGAAGAUUUAACAGAAAAAUGUUGUAAGUUAAUGCAUUUCUUUAGUCAAAAGAAGAGUGCUGCUUGUAAUACUGACAUUGUCAUCGAGGCAGAAGAGAUGUAUGUGUAGACAAUGUAUCUGAUGCAAUCUGGCCAGUCAUACGCUUUUUGGCUAGGCAGAAUCAGAUACAUUGGAACCAUAUAGAAAGACAGAGGGGCGUUGUUUUGCUCACUAGCAUAAUCGGAUAAUCUCCAGUGAGAUAGUUUGUCACUUACGAAUUGAAGGAAAGUUGUUUGGAUGCUACUUUAUGAAGUGAUUGUUUGACAAUCAGAUGAAAACAUCAUGACUUGUUGUGUCCAUUUUAAUCACAGCCCCCGCCCCCACAGGAGGCCUUUUGCCUUUUGGCAGGCCGUCAUUGUAAAUAAGAAUUUGUUCUUAACUGACUUGCCUAGUUAAAUAAAGGUUACAGGUUAAACAAAAAUGGCACAUUAAAAGGUCAUUUCUUUUUACAGUUAAAUGAUGUCUUUACUAUAAAACCAAUAGCAAAUUGUUGUGCACCCAAAUCACUAAGUCCGUCCCUGUUUAUAAGGGAACUUCCACAAGCCAACUACAGUGUCAUAUCCAUUGGAGGUUGAAAACUGGGAGCUAUGCUGCCACACAUUUACUGUUUGGUACUACACUUUUUGUAUUGUUACCUUUUCGUAUUGUUUGUAGUGCUUGCUUUUAAUUGUGAGGUCUCUAUAGCAAAUUAUGUCUUGUUAGUGAACUACCAAAUUUACAAUGUCAGUUUGGGUAUGCUUGUCAUCUGUCUAAAUUAAAACAAUGAUGUAUAUAAA
Messenger RNA from Salmo salar (Atlantic salmon), 2594 nucleotides. RefSeq names its product GRB2-related adaptor protein 2. Gene Ontology annotation, molecular function: protein binding. NCBI's taxonomy places the organism in Eukaryota, Metazoa, Chordata, Actinopteri, Salmoniformes, Salmonidae. The record is from RefSeq and is a predicted model, not a curated record.